Molecule: messenger RNA, 1087 nt
Organism: Brassica napus (rape)
Lineage: Eukaryota; Viridiplantae; Streptophyta; Magnoliopsida; Brassicales; Brassicaceae
Product: early nodulin-like protein 1
Exons: 2
Coding region: 243-680 (145 amino acids)
Cellular component (GO): plasma membrane
Molecular function (GO): electron transfer activity
Source: RefSeq, a predicted model, not a curated record
AAAUAGCCACGGAAACACUCUAACUGGCUCAGUGUUUGAUCCUCCUUUGUUCCCGCUUGAUUUCAUUUUAAUCAAAAGCACUUAACGAGCCACUAACACUUAUCUCCCAUCACUCUCUCCCACUAUCUCUCUUCUCGUAACCAACCCGACUCUUUGUCUUAUAAAAAUCCUAAUUUAUUAACCCUAGAACCAGAUUCACUCCAUUGUUGUUUACUCUCGGGAUAAGAAAGUUAAAAAAAAAGAUGUUUCUUUGGCUAGUAAUUGUCUUAAUGGUUUCUGGUUCAGUCUCUUCAAAUGAAUACAAACUCCAUUGGGUUAUUCCUCCUGCAAAUGUUUCAACAAGUCUUAACGAUUGGGCUUCCGGUCAACGGUUCCAAGUUGGAGACACCAUUCGAUUCAAGUACAAGAAAGAUUCGGUGAUGCAAGUGACAAAGGAGGGUUAUAUGCAAUGCAAUUCGUCGCACCCAAGAUUCUACUCGAAUACGGGCAAGACCCGGUUCAUGUUUGAUCACUCAGUUCCUUACUAUUUCAUAAGUGGAACGUCUGGUCACUGUGAAAAAGGUCAGAAAAUGAUCGUCGAGGUCAUGGCUCACGACCGUACCACCACAUCCGUAGCUCCUACGCCUGCAAUGGCCGUUUGGUUGUGUUUCUUCAGCUUCACGUUAUCUCUUGUUGCUUAGUGUCAGUGUUAGAUUUAGGUUAAAAUUAGCUUGUUUAUGUUUGCUGCUUUCUAUGAUAAUUUCGUAUUCCUUUAAAAAAAAAAAUUAGAGCUCAUAUAUUUGCUAGUUGUAUAGUUUUAUAAACUUUUUAUUCGUGAGUCUAGUCUCUCUUUUCUUAAUAUACCUAGUGGAGGUUGUUUGACAUUAAAAGAAAACACAUAGAUUUGUUCUUCAUUCCAUACCACUGUUUUCAUAAUUACCAUUUAAAUUAAAAAUAACACUUAAAAUUUCUUUUUUUAAAAUACACUUAAAUAUGACAUAGCUUCCAAAAAUUUAAAUAUUUUACUAUUAUUACAAAAAAAAUUAUUCGUUUACACACGGAGUUUAAUUCAAUGAUUGCAAAAUUCCAAACACUUGACGGAAGCAAC